Molecule: messenger RNA, 1571 nt
Organism: Alnus glutinosa
Lineage: Eukaryota; Viridiplantae; Streptophyta; Magnoliopsida; Fagales; Betulaceae
Exons: 3
Coding region: 150-1526 (458 amino acids)
Cellular component (GO): nucleosome
Molecular function (GO): DNA binding; structural constituent of chromatin
Source: RefSeq, a predicted model, not a curated record
CGCGCGUCUACCUACAAAAGUGAUAUUUCUGAACUCGGGAAUUAGUUCGUCUGGUCUCAGGAAAUUUAUAAAGAAACUGAAAACCCUAGUGGUUCCUUCCCUCAAAUCUUAUAGAUUCGCACUAACAACAGGUAAGUCUUAGACUCAUAAUGGCCCGUACCAAGCAAACCGCCCGCAAAUCCAAAGGAGGAAAGGCCCCCAGAAAGCAGCUCGCCACUAAGGCUGAUGGAGUCAAGAAACGCCACCGUUACCGCCGGAGAGUAAAGCCUAAAGCCUCGGAUCGUGAGUAUCAAACUAAUUCUCCCCCUCCGAGCCCGGUUACAGCUUCUAGGCAUGUGGAGUCUGGAGCUCCCAUCCCCUCAAAUGAAGAAGGGCCGAGAUCUCCUCCACUUCUGGCGACUCAGUCGGGUUCUCUUCCACACUCCUUGGCUCCCGCUCAAGCCGAGGAUCGUCCGCCUGUUCUCCCGUCUUCACAGCAGGCCGUGCCAUCUUCAAAUUCGUCUACUUCUGAGGGAGCGGGUCCCUUCGGUUCUACUCCGCUGACUGUCGGAGCGGGAGUUUCCGAGAGGAAGGUCCCGAUCAGGUCUCUUAGGGACGAUUUGCUAGGAUGCCCUUUGGAGGCUAUCUUCGCGAUUGUUCCUGAAGAUUUCGUUCAGGAUGCCGGGAGGACUACUCCCGAGAGAUUCGCCGAUCUGAUAGUCCAUCAUCAGUUCUCGUUCAUAGUCAAAUUGGCCGCUUUGUACCGGAACUUCCAAAGUCACAUGAGCACUUAUCCACAGGAGGUGGCCGAUAUGCGGGCCAAAAUCCGAAGCCUUAACUACGAAGUCUCUCGGCUGAAAGGGCUGGAGCCUGAAGUGGAGCGAUUGCAGAACUUACUCCAGGCCCGGGACCAAGAGAUAGCGGAGGGCCAAAGGCAGCGAGAGGCAUUGGAGGAUCGUGCUUCCAAGGUCAAGACACUUAUGUGUGAGGCGUUGGUUGAGUUGACCAAAGUAGGGGAAGCCAAGGAUAAUUUGGCUGCGGAGCUUGGAUCGUCUCAGGCCCGAGGGAAAAUGCUAGAGUCGGAGUUGAACACUGCCAAUUCCGCGAAGGAAAAAGCUGUGGCCGAGCAGAAAGUUGCAACCGAGCUGCAGAAGGAUGCCGAGAGCCGAUAUAAAAGACUUCACAAGAAGUAUCAUCACUAUAAGGCUAAGGCAAAGCGGUACUUGAAGCAGCUUUCUCUCGUGCCCUGGCUUCGGGAUCUAGGUUGGGCUCGCGGCUUCAUUUGGGGUUUUGAGAACUAUAGGACUUUGGUUCUCAAUCCUCAGUGUUUCAACUUCUGUCCCGAAACUGUGAGUCACGCCCUUUUGGGUAUUCCGGACGAGGCGAUCCACGAGCUCGAACAGAUGGGAGUGGAUCAUUUCCCGGAUGUUCCAGAAUGGGGCGAGUUUGCUGCUAGCCCCUGGGAGGUUGGUCUCUCUCCUCUGCACUCGAUUUCCGAGCCCACAUCCGAUAUAGCUGUUGAGGGUGAUGGUGAUGAAGACUUGUAAAUUUUUGUAAUCCAAAUUUUCUUUAAUCAAAAUUUUUUGUCUUCA